AUGGCAUACUUCUACGACCUCGAGACCCUUCGACCGCAUCGCACGACUCCUGUACCAGUUCGACUAGACCGUCGACCUUCCGUACGCCAUCAGAUUCAUCGAUCAGCCUCAAGCAUCAGCGAUCAGCAUCAAGCAUCAGGUCUUGUCAGCUUGUCGAUAUGUGCGAAUACACCAAAGUCGAGUACGCAUGUGGCCACCUGCGGUACACUGUGCGCGCCUGGUGUUGGUAUCAAGUAUCAGGAGUCACAUCGACGUUGUCCGGCGAACGUCGUCGCAGUGGAGUAUCGAUUGGACGAGAAGUGCGGUAAGGACUUUUAA
Fulvia fulva is the source of this 318-nucleotide messenger RNA. RefSeq lists its product as uncharacterized. The record is from RefSeq and is a predicted model, not a curated record. Bases 1 to 318 code for a protein of 105 amino acids. NCBI's taxonomy places the organism in Eukaryota, Fungi, Ascomycota, Dothideomycetes, Mycosphaerellales, Mycosphaerellaceae. The transcript has 2 exons.